Molecule: messenger RNA, 3059 nt
Organism: Labeo rohita (rohu)
Lineage: Eukaryota; Metazoa; Chordata; Actinopteri; Cypriniformes; Cyprinidae
Gene: slc30a9
Product: solute carrier family 30 member 9
Biological process (GO): positive regulation of transcription by RNA polymerase II; transmembrane transport; meiotic DNA double-strand break formation
Cellular component (GO): nucleus; membrane
Molecular function (GO): monoatomic cation transmembrane transporter activity
Source: RefSeq, a predicted model, not a curated record
UGUACAGUCCAUGUGGCAUGCCUUUAAUGCAACAAACACAGACAAGUUUCCUCCAGAGUUUGGCUGCUUCACCCUCCUGGGCAGAUCUCGGCCUUUCUAGAGUCUCUUGUAUGGAAACACAAAACAUUCAGGGAUCUCUGUGUUCUGAUGUAGAAUUCUCUGUUGAGACUGACUACAGGCAGGAAACAAGAUGUAGUGCUGUUCAGCAGAACCUUGAGUCCGAAUGGAGCCAUGCUGUAGAACAAACUCUGACUGUCUUCAUUUUCACUCAGUACACUGACCCCUUCAGCUCCCAGAUCUCCGACUUCAUCAGCAGUGAGGAGGUUUUCGAGAGACACUUGGAUGCAGUUCUUUGGUACAAUGGAGAUCAAGUGAGGGCGACUCUACAGUCUACCAUGAAAAAUGCUCUGAAAGCAUUUCAACAAAGACAUGCUACCAGGCGGAGGUUGGAUUCUGCUAUACCCAUAGUGUUAAGCUCAAUGAACAGUAUAAUUGCCAGCAGCAGCAGUGGAGAGUUUCGAAGUGUCUGUUUUGAUACCAUGAGGGUCAAGAGCACCAGCGAGUUGCUUGCCUCACUACAGCAGUCUCUUCAAAGCAUUGUGGAUGGGCGCUUUGCUUCAAGGCGCAUGUGUAGUAACAAAAAGGUGGUGGAAGCUGUUAGCUCUGAACAGAGUAGUCUUCACAGCUUGGAGGAAGAGUUUGAAAAUCCAACAGAACUGUCUUCUAAGAGGAUUCACUCUGAUAUUCAUUCCUCAAGCAUUAUCCCUAAGAAGAGACAAUGUUCAGAGAUGUUCUCUGAGAAUUCAGAUACCUUCAUGAACAAUGUCUUUGAGGCGGCAAACAUCCAGAGAAAUUCCCUGUCCCCAAUACAGCUUCCUCAAAGUCAUCAAAACAGAAUGAUCACAGCCAAACCCUCAGCACUGAGGAAUGAACAGGAUGUUAAUUAAAUUCUGCUUUAUAUCUUGUCAUUCAACAUUGGUAGUUUCAACAAUUUACAGAAUAUCCAGAAAUUAUUCUGAUCACGCAACUUGUGAUUCUCAAUAGGUUGGAAAAGUGGAGGAGGGGUGCACAAACUCUGGUUUAUUCCCGAUUCUAGAGUCACGUCCUUAACGUGGACACAGGUCCAGUACUGUUCCACAUCAGGCGGUGAUAAAGACGGAUCUCCAGCAGGACCUGUAGAGCCAAAGCCCACUGAGAAAGAACAAGCUGCCCAGGCAUCUGCAAAAGCAGCUGGUUCCAAACCUCAAGGUCUGACGAAAGCAGAGAGCAUUCAAGUGAAAGUUCGGGCUGUCCUGAAAAAAAGGGAAUAUGGCACCAAAUACACCCAGAAUAAUUUCAUCACCGCAGUUAGAGCUAUGAAUGAGUUCUGCCUCAAACCUAGUGACCUGGAACAGCUUAGGAAAAUCCGUCGACGUAGUCCUCAUGAUGACACAGAAGCCUUCACUGUUUUCCUGCGAUCGGAUGUUGAGGCAAAAGCGCUGGAUGUAUGGGGAAGUCAAGAGGCACUUGCUAGAGAGAGGAAUGUCAGGAAAGAGGUGGAAAGGGAGUACCAGGAAAACAUAUUUAGAAAUCAGAAGCUGUUAAAGGAGUACAAAGACUUCUGGGGGAACACAAAGCCUCGGUCUAGGAAGAGAGUGACAUUUCUACAAGGGCCAGGAAAAGUGGUGAUGGUGGCUAUAUGCAUAAAUGGACUGAAUUUUUUCUUCAAGCUGUUGGCAUGGGUUUAUACGGGAUCUGCCAGUAUGUUUUCAGAAGCCAUCCACUCACUGGCUGAUACCUGCAAUCAGGCUCUUCUUGCACUAGGCAUCAGCCAGUCUGUCCGGAACCCAGAUGCCGUCCAUCCGUAUGGCUUUUCCAACAUGCGUUACAUCGCCUCUCUCAUCAGCGGUGUCGGCAUCUUCAUGAUGGGUGCUGGCUUGUCUUGGUAUCACGGCAUUAUGGGACUCCUGCACCCUCAGCCAAUAGAAUCACUGCUCUGGGCUUACUGUAUUUUAGCAGGAUCUCUGGUAUCUGAAGGAGCUACACUGUUGGUGGCCAUUAAUGAGAUCAAGAAGAGUGCACAUAAACAGGGCUUGUCCUUUUAUGAGUACGUGAUGCAAAGUCGAGACCCCAGCACUAACGUGGUCCUGUUGGAGGACGCUGCUGCUGUUCUCGGGGUGAUUCUGGCAGCUGGAUGUAUGGGACUAACGUCUCUUACAGGUAACCCUUACUAUGACAGUCUGGGUUCUCUGGGUGUAGGCACCCUGUUAGGAACGGUGUCUGCAUUCCUCAUCUACACUAACACAGAGGCUCUGCUGGGUCGCUCCAUCCAGGCCGAGCAUGUGCAGAUGCUCACAGAGUUUCUGGAAAGCGACCCUGCUGUCAGGGCGAUUCAUGAUGUCAAAGCCACAGAUAUGGGGCUGAGCAAAGUGCGCUUCAAGGCGGAGGUGGACUUUGAUGGACGGGUGGUGACGCGCUCAUACCUGGAGAAGCAAGACAUUGAACAGAUCCUCAACGACAUUCAGCAAGUGAGGACACCAGAAGAGCUGGAGAACUUUAUGUUGAAGCAUGGGGAGAACAUCAUUGACACCUUAGGAGCAGAGGUGGACCGUCUGGAGAAAGAACUUAAGCAACGUAAUCCUGAGGUGCGACAUGUGGAUCUGGAGAUUUUAUAAUGUCGUGACACGUUGCAGAAUGGGGAUCAGGAUUGAGCGGAAGGAAGACUAAUCAAACCUCGAAUGACCCUGAGCGCCCCAAUCUCUCCAACCAGCCAAUCAGCUGAGGUCUUAUGUUGCACCUAUCCCACAUCAACCAACCACUAACCUGUACAUGGUUUCAGUAGCUGUUAAAAUAUCAAAACCUUAGCCAGUACAGAAAAGACUCCAACUAGAUAGAGACAUGGCUGAGAAAUGAUAAUUAUACAGACAUUGGCUUUCAGAUCUGUGGUAGUUUGUACCAUCAGAGCUUUGAAAUCAUGUUUAUGGAUUGUAAAAGGACCAGUCUUAUUUCAUUUUACAAAAUGCAUGCAAAGCAGCAUAAACACUCAUAUUUUACCAUAAAUAGUUAGCUUGAAUGGUAAA